GAUGUCUGCAAGCGGCAAAUAUGUUUCAGGACUCUCUUGCCUUUGAGUCAGCCCCCGAGGCGCUCAUGAGAGGAAGAAAAUCACCUUCACAGACUCAUGACUGGGUGACAUAAAAUUCACAAAUAGAUCGGCUCGGUGGCGAGUUAAAAGGAGCUGCGGUCGCUCGCUGGGAACUGGGAACGUCCGACGACACCACGCCGGGUAAAGACCCUCUGAAGACCGCCGGAUCGAACCGAUUUUGCAUUCAAUAGCCUGAAAAUCAAACUGGAUGAAGCAGCUUUUCAUUGACGACAAUUCCCCAAACGCAACCUCACCUUCUCAGAACCUUCUCGCUCAUUUCACACCUCUUGUCGCGGCUCUGUGUUUGAAGAGAUUCCCCCAACUUGUUUGAACACUUGACAGCUCUGACCCACUUAUCACGCUCCUGUCAGCAGAAGGGAAAACGCUGCAUUUAGCAGGCGGCGUCAGCACUGUUUUACAUUCAAGGCCACUGAUCCGCUGACCUCCUGAUCUAAUUAGCCGCACAUGUGCUCGCGCGCAGACACACACCUGCUGUCGCUGGCCCCCGCGGAUGCUUCCAACAGUCUCGUGUUUGUGACACCUGGCUCACGCUCUUUAACAGCUAUAUACCCGAUUGUGUGUCAGAGGUCCAUCUGCACGCUAUUAACUCCCAUCGAGAGCACCGACCUUGACUGUGAUCAGACGCGUGUUUGUGUGUUUGCGUCGGCGGGAGGCCGUGUCACAUCCUGUCUGCUCUGGUUGAGAGUGAGAAUGGGAGCCAGUGUGGCAGAGCAGCCCUGAUAAAUACUCUAAAAACAAAACCGCCUGAGGGGCCGCCGCUCCAAUCAGAAAGCCAUAGAGCUUCAUUACACCAUUUAGUCAGUUCCUCAAAACGCCUGACAUUUAAAAGUAGCCCAUACUAAUUGAAAAGUGUGUGCGUAUGUGUCUGACACAUUGUCAGAGCAGAUUAGGGCCAGGCCUUUCUGGGUCAUGUCACUUUGACUGACCUAGAUUUGACUAAGUAAACUGUAUAUGAAAGUCCUGCUGUGAUCAGAAUACGUCACACUUUCUCACCUGGAGGUUAUCUGCUAGCUUCUUAUUUAGCCUACAUGCUCUUCACCCAGCAACCAGAGUCUGCAACAUAAAACAUAUAAACUGCCUUCUUAGUAAGCCUCGCAAUCGCGCUCCCAAUCUCGGCCUCUCCUUCUGCAUCACCCCUCAUGAACACCUUCCCUCCCUUCCCCGCACCUCCUCCCAAUACACCAACCAUCCAGUCAGUGUGUAAGCUCUGCCUUCGGGCCCCGUGGAGGAUGAACGAUGUGCCCACACUUGACUACGAGUUGCUGCUGUCCCCGGCCAGCUCCUCUCUCCCUGGUAGCCCUGGCGGUGGCAGCAGCAGCCCCCCUCUGGCCUUGGUUGGGGUGGACAAUGAGCAGCGUACCGCCUUGGCCUUCGUAGGCCUCCUCAUGCUCUUCCUGGUCUUCCUGCUGGUCAGGUGCUUCAGGAUCCUGCUGGACCCCUACAGCCGCAUGCCUGCAUCAUCCUGGACUGACCACAAGGAGGGGCUGGAGAGGGGCCAGUUUGAUUAUGCUCUGGUGUAGGGUGAUAUGUAAAGAAGGGGCGAAAAGGCAGAUAUUUCAUUGCACAUAGACAGAAUCUUUAAGAGCAUCGACUAAUUUAGAUGUGGGAACGGACUGUACCAAUGCAUAAUACUGUGAAUGCACUGUAAGAGGGGGGUUUACCUGAUGUUGGCAUAUACCUAGUGUGUAUCACUGUAUUGCAGCCUGUGUACUGGUGUAAAUAUAAGGCUGCAGGAUGCAACCAUAAAAAAUCUGGUUCAACAACAGGCACGCAGAGAACUGGAAUCCCUGUGAGCGGAACACUCGUCCAAACCCAGAUGUGGAACGAGGAAGGACAGAAAUAAUGAGCUGCACAGCUGCCUUAACCUGACCUACUGUACUAGUCGAUCAUGCUAACACAUCACUUCACCUUAGGGCUAGGUUUUCCGAGCUCCAGAGCUUAUCGGCAUGAAUACACAAUAUGAUUUUUGGAAAGAUUCCCUCACGUCACAGGUUCUAACCACAGAACUGAAUGGAAGGAGUUUACACUUAAAGCAGAUGCCCCUUUAAUGAACCAAUGUCCACUGUAAAGCGUCCAAGUGCUGAUCCAGGAGCACCAUGUUUUUUUGAUUUUGGACACUGAUCCUCGAGCAGCACUUCAGUUUCAGAUGCUUUUUAAGGCCCCAGCAGGUAGUUUGUGUCACCAUAAAAUUUUGCCUGUGUAUGUUUUGUGUGUUACUGUGUCUAUAACUGAGAAGCCAUAUUGAAACAGUAUAAUCUCUUAUUACUGCAAGUAGAGUUUAUGUUCUCUGGUUGUGUCCUUUGCUUUAGUCAGCCUGCCAAGUGUGGUGGUGAAGCAAACAGCAACCUUUAGGCAAAAGAAAGCUUUAUUUUUCUAUUCUUGACUCAAGUUUGGGAGUCUCCUUUUUGCUAUCUUUCUGUCCUCUUCCUCUUACUGUAUCAACCUUUAGACUGUGGAUUUUUAAGGUAGUCAUGCAGCCAAGUCUUAGACGGCAAAGCAGGUCGCUUUGCUUUUUUUUGUGUGUUUUUUAAUUACAUAUUUUUCUGACUAUCUGCUUUGUUUUUGAUACACUGGGUUGAAUCAGUGAAAAUAUAUACAUAAAAAAACAAAACAAAGGAUUUUCUUCUUCAAUUUCUCUUCUGAAUUUCCACUGAUAGCUGGACUGCGUGGA
This is a messenger RNA of Chelmon rostratus (copperband butterflyfish), 2752 nucleotides long. Its product is annotated as cortexin-1-like. NCBI's taxonomy places the organism in Eukaryota, Metazoa, Chordata, Actinopteri, Chaetodontiformes, Chaetodontidae. The record is from RefSeq and is a predicted model, not a curated record. The coding region runs from base 1221 to 1601 and encodes 126 amino acids. The transcript is spliced from 2 exons.